Molecule: messenger RNA, 2394 nt
Organism: Drosophila biarmipes
Lineage: Eukaryota; Metazoa; Arthropoda; Insecta; Diptera; Drosophilidae
Exons: 1
Coding region: 99-1781 (560 amino acids)
Source: RefSeq, a predicted model, not a curated record
GAUAGGGCCCAUUCCGAUAGCUGUUAUCGACUUGCUAAAAUGCUCAUCGAUUCAAAAUUCAAAAUUUGACCGUUUCUGUACUGGUUGUUCGUUAGAAAAUGCAUCGUCGUUGUAUAAUCUGUGGUCUGGAGCCGGGCGAGCACUGUGUCUACCCGCGCAACAUGUCGGAGGCUCGCCGUUGGCAGAAUCUGGCCAACCUCAGCAGUUUCGAUGUGGACACGGAAUCGCUGUGGCGACACGGAUGCGUUUGCUCCUCCCACCUGGACGCGGACCACCGAGGUUCCAGCACCGCCUCGGAGAGCUCUGCUGGUGCUGCCGAGGCGGCCAGGAAUCCUGCCGGCGUCCAGGUGUCGGGUGUCAAGUGGAGCUCUUCGGGAUCCGCAUCUAGCCGAGGUUAUACCAACUACAGCAUGGCCGUUGAGGAGAUGCCGAACCAAAGCAAACGGAGUAUUAAAUCUGAGAACCAGGAGAUCAGCAAGGGAAACAGGUUCAAAAAUGGUUGCUGCCAUUUUCGAGAUGCUUGUUCCAAUAUGUUGCCGGGUAAUCCCUAUGGCUUCACCCCAAUGGGUCAGAACUUCGCAAAUCCACAGGCUCCUCCCAAUUUAAAAACGAGGCCAAAUCAAUCUCCUCGUGGAAAUACAGGUUGCGUCUGCGCCCACUGUAAGCUAAUGAGGACCAUAGCCACCGCUGAUCCUCCCGAAAUCAAAUUCUUCCCAGAGCAAAGGAAUGACAAAACCAAAGACUCUCCGGAUUCAUCUGGAAGCCAGCAAAGUAUAAAGAAAACUCAAAAAAAGGUUUUUUCGAAGGGUGGCCCCCAAAAACCAAAGACAUGCGAUCUUACUACUUGUCCCGUCUUAAAAAAACAAAGAUUGGAGGAGUCAAAGCCCCAAGGAGAAGACUUCCGCAGUCUGGCCAGUUCUCUCAAUCAGUUGGCAUCGCAAACAUGGCGAAGUCUUCGCAACGCGAAGGUUCCAAUGAACCAACAAAACAAAAGGCAGAAGCCGGAGCCGGAACUCAAGAGCCAAUACUGUCAAACUGGCAUUAACUGUCAUUUAAAGGAUCAGGAGGUGCAAUGCUCAAAGGUGGCUCUGCAGAACCAGAGCUCCUUACCGGUUGGCCGGCCCAAGUCCGUUUCAGCUUCAUUCAGCUACCGAACAGCCAAUUCAGUCACGGGCUUUUCAGCCGGGUAUACCACUAAUUCAAGUAAUUUCACCAACGGAAGCGAUCGAAGAAAUCCAAAUGCCAUCAACGUGCUGCUUAUGAAUGGCACUAGAAAUAACGACUACGAUGAUUCUUGCUGUUGUCAGACCAAUCAUCGUCCCAUGGCUCCACCUCCGGAGAUUUGGGUGCAGGAAUCCGACUUUGCGGAAUCUAACGAACGCGCAGAAUUUCCGGAAAUCGACAAGCCCAAAUAUCGAGUUUGUCGCUCAAACAACGAGACCAAUGUUCUGGUCCUCGAAGAAGGUCCUAUGGAUGGAUGUAGCCCCAAAGACACGGGGAAUUCGGGUACAGAAGUUGCCGGGGCUCAGAGUCAGGGAGAACUUCAGCUAAAUUCCAAACAGAGUCGCAGUAAAGAGCAACAGAACGAUUUUGUCAACAACUGGCUCGAUUGCCCGGCCGCGGACAACUUCACCAAGGUCCUAGAAAUGCAGAGAGCUCGCAUCAAUGAGCUGGAGAAUCUGCUGCAGCAGCACAACCUGCUGCAGCAGACCAUCCAGCACAAGGUGGCAGAGCUGCAGUGCACAGACAAACCGAAUCCCACAGAGGGGAGCAAAAAAUAAUAUCAAACGACUAAAAACAUCCGUCGCAUAUGUACCCGAAGAAUUUUCCAUGGCUUUCCAAGGGCUAAGAGUGGUUUAUUCGCAAUUACCGCUUGAAUUCCAAUACCAAACUUUCAGUUUGAACCAUCUAAAUCAAGAGCUAAUCCUUAGGGGUCUAGGCAGCGGUCUGGAUGACAUCGGUGUAGAGCUUGACCUUAGUGGCAAUGCUCAUGUCGACGUACUUGUCGCCAAUGGAAACGAUCAGUCCACCAAUGAUGCUGGGGUCCACACGGGAGGUGAUCUUCAGGGACUCGUUGCCCUUCAGGAAGGACUAAAAGAAAGAGGUCAAUGAAUAAAAAUACGAGGGGGGCAGGCAGAAGUAGCUACCUUGAGGGCACCCUCCAGCUGCUUGCUCUGGGAGGCAUCCAGGGGCUUGGCGGUGACCACCUCGCAGACAACCUCACCGCGGUGGGCGGCCAUGAUGGUCUUGUAGGCGUUGAUCACGGUGUCCAGCUUCUUGAGACGACCGUUGUCGGCCAGCAGACCCAGCAGGUUGGCGGUGGCCGGGGCGAAGCGCAGCUUCUCGGAAGCCUCCUUCAGAGCGGUGGCCAUGACCUUCUUGUUGAUGAUCGGG